AUGAAAAUAAGAUCAUCUGUUAAAAAAAUUUGUAAAAAAUGUAGAUUAAUAAGAAGAAAUAAAAUAUUAAUAAAUAUUUGUAAUAGUAUUAAAAGACAUAAAACUAAACAAGGAUGA
Molecule: messenger RNA, 117 nt
Organism: Babesia microti strain RI
Lineage: Eukaryota; Apicomplexa; Aconoidasida; Piroplasmida; Babesiidae
Source: the annotation of a RefSeq genome assembly